CAGGCUUCAGUCCGAUGUUUACUCUCUCGCAUUUCCCCAACCAAACCCGACGGGGUUCAAUCCUAUCUAGGGCACUGCUCAUCGCCCUUCUAGUAGGGUACUGCUUCAAAGCGACCCUGCUCACCAUCGAGUACCACCAUGCAGGGCUCUGUACGCCUCCUCUCUCUAAACGACAGGAUCCAACCGCUGCAAUUGCAGACACCCACCCCCAAAGCCCACUAGCUCUAGGCAACCCACCUCCCUCCAGCAACACCCUCCCCAGCUUCGACCGCACGAACUUCACCAAGAGCCUCUCCCACCUCCUCUCCCUCCUCCCCGACUCUUCUCAGGCCCAAGACCUCACCAGCCCCAUCACCAGCACGGGCGAGGCCAAGCUUCAUGAACUCGGCCUCCGCACGCGUGUUUUCCGCUCCCUCUUCGCCGCCUGGGAAGCCGUGCACCUCGUCCCAACAGCCACCAGCCCCCUUACCCGUGAUGACAUCCUGCAAGUCCUCCAAGCCUACCCCUCUAUCGCACACGACCUCCAAACCGACACCCCCACCCUAAUGCACAGCUACGAGACCCUCCGCACCUUCUACACGCAGCUCUCCACGCGUCUCUUCGACUGGACGACCCCCUACUUCCCCUCGCACGCCACGCUGCACACGCAAUUCCACAAUGGCGGAAGAGGCCUUGUUCUGACCGCGGGCGACAAACAAGCGCCCUACGUGCUCACCUCCCUCCAAUCCCUCCGGCAACAAGGUUGCACUCUGCCGGUCGAAAUCAUGUACCUGGGCGACGACGACCUCAGCGAAGACGCCCGCGACGCCCUCGAAGCGAUCCCAGACGUCAUCACGCGCGACCUAUCCCCAAUGGUAUCCGACGCAGGCUGGACGCUGCGCGGCUGGGCGGCCAAGCCCUUCGCCAUGCUGCUGUCCAGCUUCCGCGAAGCGAUCUUCAUCGACGCCGACGCGCUGUUCCUCACCAACCCGGCGGACCUGUUUCACGACCCCGGCUACGUCCAGACGGGGGCUCUCUUCUUCAGGGACCGGCUGCUCAUGCCCGGGGAGAAGCGCGCGUGGCUGCGGCAGGUGCUGCCCGCGCCGUUAUCGCGCGCGGUGCACCGCAGCCGCAUGUGGACGGGCCAGAGCAUCCACAUGCAGGAGUCCGGCGUCGUGGUCGUCGACAAGUGGCGCCAUUUCGUGGCGUUGCUGCUGGUGACGCGCCUGAAUGGGCCGGAUCGCGACGGCGAUAAGGCCUCCGGCAAGGUCGGCGUUUAUGAUAUGGUUUACGGCGAUAAAGAAACCUUCUGGCUGGGCUGGGAGCUGGUUGGGGAUACGGACUACGCGUUCCACGAGGGCGCCGCGGCGGUCAUGGGCACGGCGCAGGUGAACCGCGCUCGAGGGACGGGGAACGAGACUGCCGAGGAGGCUGAUGCUGGGAGUGGCAAUCCCGAAGACCCCCGGUUCCGCAUCUGCGCGCCGCAGCUGCUGCACCUGGGGACGGACGGCCGGCCGAUGUGGUUCAACGGGUGGCUGCUCCCGAACAAGUACUCGGACGACCCGCGCCAGCAGCCGGCGGCCUUCGAGGCGUUCAUCACGGAACCGGCGGAUGCGACGGCCGUGGGGGCGUGGAAGCUCCAGCAGAAUAAUGUCUGCUGUCUGGAGGCGGACCAGGUCGGGAGGUUCAGCGCCGCGGAGAAGACGGUGCUGGAGGGGGUGGUGCAGAUUGCGAAAGAGGUGGGUGCUAUUGGUGAGGAGUGA
This is a messenger RNA of Aspergillus japonicus CBS 114.51, 1742 nucleotides long. Its product is annotated as alpha-mannosyltransferase. The transcript is spliced from 2 exons. Gene Ontology annotation, molecular function: alpha-1,3-mannosyltransferase activity. Gene Ontology annotation, biological process: protein O-linked glycosylation. Gene Ontology annotation, cellular component: Golgi apparatus. The coding region runs from base 15 to 1742 and encodes 575 amino acids. The record is from RefSeq and is a predicted model, not a curated record. Lineage: Eukaryota; Fungi; Ascomycota; Eurotiomycetes; Eurotiales; Aspergillaceae.